Tachyglossus aculeatus (Australian echidna) is the source of this 3210-nucleotide messenger RNA. It is a transcript of the gene G2E3, whose product is annotated as G2/M-phase specific E3 ubiquitin protein ligase. NCBI's taxonomy places the organism in Eukaryota, Metazoa, Chordata, Mammalia, Monotremata, Tachyglossidae. The transcript has 17 exons. Gene Ontology annotation, molecular function: ubiquitin-protein transferase activity. Bases 654 to 2888 code for a protein of 744 amino acids. The record is from RefSeq and is a predicted model, not a curated record. Gene Ontology annotation, cellular component: nucleus.
GGCGGUCAGUCCGUCAGUCCGUCCCUCGUCAGUCGGUCCCUCAGCCGCGCCGAUGCUAACACCGUUUUCCGGGAUCCAGAAGCCCUGCAACCUCAGUGUCUUCCUUGACUCCUCACUGUCUUUGAACUUCUACUGCCAAGUCCUGGUGGUUCUUCCUACACAACCAAUCUCCCAAUUCCUCCCCUCCCUCUCCACCCAAACAACCACCACCCUGGUUCAAGCUACGGUCACAUAGUGGCUAGACUAUUGCAAUUGGCCUUCUUGCUGGUCUCCCUGCCUUCAGCCUCUCCCUGUUUAUAGGCUGCCCACCAAUUCACCCCCAAUGGACCUAUCUGUCCUCUUCCCCUGCUGUUGUCAGAGUCACUUGAUUCAUUCCUUCCAGGCUAACUGUGCCUUGCCCUCAACUAUCUCCUCAGUCAAUGUUAUCCUAGCUUGGAAGGCCCUCCACCAAACUUGCAGUGCUUUCCCCAUAUUCAAAGCCUUCCUACAUUCCCUCCUCCUCCAGUAAGCCUUCCCUGAUUAAUUCCUGCCACCUUAAAUUGUAUAAACCCAUCAGCCGUCUCUCGCACUCAUAUACUUAUUUAUGCCCAUCUUCAACACAUUUUAUAAAUCAAUCAAACAAUGUCAUUGAUUAGAAGAAGGAUAUCACUAACAUGAAUGAAAGUAGCCGUUGCCACCUUCAGAGUCAAGCCUGCGUUCUCUGCCGACAAACUGAUGAUUGUCCUGAAAAAUAUGGAGAAAAGAAAACCUACCAGGAACAUAAUCUCACCUUACAUUAUUACUGUUUGUUGAUGUCAAGUGGAAUUUGGCAGAGAGGUAAAGAAGAAGAAGGCUUUUAUGGUUUUCUGAUAGAGGAUAUCAGAAAGGAAGUAAACAGAGCUUCCAAACUGAAAUGUAGUGUUUGUAAGAAAAAUGGUGCUUCAAUUGGGUGUGUAGCACGCAAAUGUAAGCGAAGUUAUCAUUAUCCUUGUGGGAUUCAAAAAGAGUGCAUUUUUCAGUUUACUGGAAACUUUGGGUCCUAUUGUUGGGAGCAUCGACCUGUUCAAAAAAUUCCGUCUAGCAAUUGCAGAGGUUCUUCACCGUGUACUAUUUGUUUGGAAUUUGUUGAGCAUCUUCCGAGGUAUAAUAUACUAAGAAGUCCUUGCUGUAAGAAUGCUUGGUUUCAUAGAGACUGUUUACAGAUUCAAGCUCUGAAUGCUGGAGUGUUUUUCUUUAGAUGUACAGUAUGCAAUAAUAAAGAUAAUUUUCAGAAUGAGAUGUUGAGAAUGGGUAUCCACAUUCCAGAAAAAGAUGCGUCUUGGGAACUUGAAGAAAAUGCAUAUGAAGAACUUCUGCAGUACCACCAACGUUGUGAUGUCAGAAGAUGUCGCUGCAAAAAAGGAAGAGAAUAUAAUGAACCUGAUAGUAAAUGGGAAAUAAAGCGCUGUCAGUGUUGUGGCUCCAGUGGAACACAUUUGGCCUGUUCCUCACUACAAACAUGGGACCAAAACUGGGAAUGUUUAGAAUGCAAAAGUAUCAUCUACAAUUCAGGAAAUUUCCAAGGGCAGAAUAAGCACUCUCUAACGAACUCAGAAAGUAUUGGAGUUACUGAUAGGUUGUUGGAAGAGCCUUCUCCUAAAUUCCCCAGACAGUCCCCAGGAUCUCAGCACAAGGAUCUGAUCAGAUCACCAAAGAUAUUACAUCAGGGGAGCUUGAGUCCUCGCUCCUGUUUGGCAUCAAUAUCCCCUCUUAGUGCUGCAGCAAAAAAUCAACCUGUUAGAAAAGGGCAAGUCAGCAUCCUGAGAAGAGAAGCUUCCAAUAUAUUGAGAGAGUUAGGCUUCCAAAUUAAAACGAAAUCCAGAAGACUGUAUAUCAACAAAGACACUGUGUGGAGAAGUGCCUUAAGGGAAUUAAAGAAGCGAAACUUCGACCCGACUGAAACAAUUGAAAUAAGGUUCUCAAACGAAAAGGAGAUGUUCGGAAGAGGUGAUGUUCUUGGAUCGAAGCAAGAAUUCUUAAGCCUACUGAUGUAUCAUCUUGAGAACUCACCACUGUUUGAAGGGUCCUCCUCAAAGAAUCUAUCUCUUGAUUCUGAAGCUCUGAAAGAGAAUUACUACUAUGAAGCUGGCAGAAUGAUUGCAAUUUCUUUGGUACAUGGCGGGCCGUCACCUGGUUUUUUUUCUAAAACAUUGUUUAACUGCCUUGUUCAUGGACCUGAGAACGUACAACCAACUGUGGAAGAUGUUGCAGACAUUGACGUGGCACAAACAAUUAUGAGGAUUAAAUCAGCAACAACUCUUGCCAGCUUAAAGACGGCAAUACACGAUUGCUUUGACCACCUUAAUCCUGCUGGAUGUUUAAGACUUGUAACAAUGUUAAGUGAUAAGGAUGCAUUGGUAAAGGAUUUGCUCAACUACCAUGUAAUUAAGAGAGUCCAGGAACCUUUCGAAAGUUUUAGGCAAGGUUUGAAAGCCCUUGGUGUACUGGAAAAAAUGCAGUUAUAUCCAAAGGAAUUCUGUAGCAUCAUGUGUCACAAACCUGAGAGGAUUACCGCAAAAUCCCUUAGCGAUCUCUUUACCAUCCAUAUGUUUUCUGAUGUAAAGAAGGCCAGAGUCGUGGGCUAUUGGAUGGGCUACUUACAAGAUGUAGAAGGUGGUGAAUCUGAAGUAACUAUGGAGGACAUUCUGUUUUUUGCAACUGGAACCAGUUCCAUUCCACCUGUUGGAUUUGCGAUGGCUCCUUCGAUCGAAAUCAUGCAUAUGGACUAUCCACUUGGAAACCGAUGUAAUAAUUGCUUAGUUCUUCCGAUAACUAACACAUAUAAAGAAUUUCAAGAAAACAUGGACUUUGCAAUCAGAAACACUUUAAGAGUAGAAAGAGAAAAGAAUUGUUAUCACACUGGAUGGUAAAAUAUUUUUUAUUCAGACAUACCUGUUUUCAAGCUGCUAUUAUUAGGUUUGCUCAACAUUAAAAAUAAUAAUAAUUUCCCUCUUAUCAGCUAAAGUUUGUCAUUCAUCAUAGACUCACAGUCCAAGUGAAUUUUUACGGUUUUUGUACCUCGGGAUAAUUAUGGUAUACCAGUGGGCAAAGAAUUUGAAAUGAAAAAAUACAGCUUGAAAAUAAAAAUUCCCACUCCAGAAGUUGCUCUCAGUAUUGUCAUGCAGGUAUCCCUCUAGACUGUAAACUCAUUAUGGGCAGGGAAUAUGUCUGCUAAUUUCUCUUGUACUGUAC